Menidia menidia (Atlantic silverside) is the source of this 1892-nucleotide messenger RNA. NCBI's taxonomy places the organism in Eukaryota, Metazoa, Chordata, Actinopteri, Atheriniformes, Atherinopsidae. The record is from the annotation of a GenBank genome assembly.
UUUUUUCCACUAGUUGGAGCAGCGCGUAAAAUUGGGUAAAAAAAAAAAAAAUGGCAACCAGAGCCGUGGCGCGGGUCGCGUUCCUCCUGCCGUGGGCUUACUGCGCAAUGGCCACGCUGGUCGCCUUCUCCAACUUCUCAGCCGAGAACGAGGCGCGGUCCAGUUUCAUCCAGCGGCGGCUGCGGAACCAGGAGCGCAGGGAAAUGCAGCGCGAGAUCCUCUCCAUCCUGGGGCUCCCGCACCGUCCGCGCCCGCGCGCGCACACCAAGCGCGACGCUGCCCCGAUGUUCAUGCUGGACCUUUAUAACACCAUCUCCGCGGACCUAGGAGCGCACAGGUCAUACUACAGAGCUGUCUUACCCACGCAGGGCUCCUCCAGCACCACGGUCACCCCGCAGGACAGCCGCUUCCUGGACGACGCAGACACGGUGAUGAGCUUUGCCAACCUCAUUGAUCAGGACCAAGAUCAUUUGUUCCAGCCGCACAUACGAGAGUUUCAAUUCGACAUAUCCCGUAUUCCCGAGGGAGAGGCCAUCACAGCAGCAGAGUUCAGGGUUUUUAAACAUUUCAUCCAGGAGCGCUUUGAGAAUGAAACCUUCACAGUCAGUGUCUACCAGGUCCUGCAGACGUCUUCUAACAGUGAAGUGGAGCUCCUGCUGCUGGAUCAGCGGGAUGUUUGGGCUUCAGAGGAGGGCUGGAUGGUCUUUGAGCUGUCUUCUGCAAGGACCCUGUGGCUGGUCAGUCCUGAGCAGAGCCUCCGCCUGCAACUGAUCCUCCAAGACAGCCACGGUCGGAGGAGGAACCCCAGGCUGGCCGGGCUGGUGAUGGGCAGCGGCUCUCAGGACAGGCAGCCCUUCCUGGUCGUCUUCUUCAAAGCCAAGGAGGUGCGAUUUCGCGGUGCGCGCUCGGCUCAGGGACACAAGGGCCGCCAGUCUGGCCGCUCCAAGCCACAGAGAAGCGUCCAGGAUGCGCUGAGGGCGGUGGAAUCUGCAACGGAUAACUUUGGAUUAUCUAAGGAGGGGUGUAAGAAGCGCGAGCUGUACGUCAGUUUCAGAGAUCUGGGAUGGCAGGACUGGAUUAUUGCACCAGAGGGUUAUGCAGCAUAUUAUUGUGAGGGAGAAUGCGCCUUCCCCCUCAACUCCUACAUGAAUGCCACCAAUCAUGCGAUCGUGCAAACUCUGGUGCACUUUAUUAACCCAGAGACUGUUCCCAAGCCCUGCUGCGCCCCCACGCAGCUCCACGGUAUCUCUGUGCUGUACUUUGAUGACAGCUCCAACGUCAUCCUCAAGAAGUACCGCAACAUGGUGGUCAGAGCCUGCGGCUGCCACUGACAGGUUUUCUGUGAGCUCUGGAAAUCUAGACGGAUGCUGAAGAAAUGCACACGUACAGCAGCCACAGACAGGAGAUGAUUGACUGUCUGGUCACAAGGGGAGCUGUUGCCACAGUACAGGCUUUAAUCUAGGGGUCUGUUUUUAUAUGACUCCCAGCUGAGACAACCUAGACCCAUAAGACAGCCCAGCUGAAACUACUGGCCACAGAGAAGGACCCAACGAAGGACUUUGUAUUGAGUAUGACCAGAAAGAGUUCAUAGAAAAAAUGUUGGAGUAGUGCAGCGCUGCUACACUAAAUCAAAUCCAAAUAAAAAUUGACCAAAGGUUAACCGUGUGCAGAGAUUAUAUUAUUAUGUGCAACGCCUAAAAUUUGAUUUUCAGAGGAUUAGAUUUUUCCUGUCUGCUGAUGUGCAUUCAGUAUUAGCUGUCAUUAAAAAAUGUCAGGGCUCUGUCUUCUUCUUGAACCAGUGAAUUUUGGUUGUUGGAACAUUCGGAUGAACUGAGACAGACCUGGUCAGAUAUGAAACAUCUCACAGUGAGAAAUAACAGAUUGAUAACUGU